AUGGCCUUCACAGCGCUCAACAACAAGCCAUCGGCACCUAUAGUCCCCGUGCAAACGCCUGCCGCACCUGCACCUGCGCCGGCUGCACCGACUCCCGUACCACAUCCACAAGAAAUUGAUGUCGCUUUCGCUAGCAAUCAUGAGCUACGGAAGCGCGUGCACGCCGCCAUAGACCAGAACCCCACGCAAAGCACACUUUUCCGCGACAUUUCGACAUUUAUCCUUAAUCAAACUUCGCAACCCGCCGCCGAGCCAGCAACAAAGAAGCGCAAGAUCGAAGAGAGCAUUGUCCCACAGAAUGGCGCAUCACCAACAGGAGGCAGCCUCACAAGUACUGCAACGAAAGCGUUCAAGACAUUUCCAGCCGUCAGCUUCUCGAUACCACAGCGAAAGAAGUUCACCCUUGAACUCGUAGACAAGAAGGAUGGCGGCAUAAGAGCCAUAGGCGCCAAUGGCAACGUCGAAUUUGCCGUUGCGUGGAAAGACGUCGAUCAAGUCUUCUGCUUGCUUAUACCCGAGAAGGCGAAGAAGCAGCACCAUUUUGUCAUCAUACCAGUGCAUGGCGAUGGAGUGGCGCCUGUGCCAGAUGAAUUGAAGGCCUCACCGCCAGAGCCAAUAGUCUGGACGUUUGAGGAGGCGACAGGAAAGAACAUAGUCGAAGGCGAAGAUCCAGGACCAGGACCAAUGGCUGAGGCUAUACAUCAUUGCUUGAUACAAGCAGGGACCGGGAAAGAGGUCAUCUUCCCAGAUGCGGACGAAUUCGCGAGCGCAGUGCCAGAAAGUCACAGGAAGGGCGAGAAGGCGUAUCAUGUCAAGGCGCACAGAGGAAGCAAGGAGGGCUACCUCUUCUUCACCUCGGUAGGCAUCCUCUAUGGCUUCAAGAAGCCCCUCGCAUUCUUCGACUUCGCCUCUAUCAACAGCAUAUCGUACACAGCCGUCCUGCGUAAUACGUUCAACAUCGUCUUCACCACACCCACAGGCGAUAUCGAAUUUGGCAUGCUCGACCAACAAGACUUCGCGGGCAUAAACGAAUACGUACAGAAACACGGGCUGCAGGAUGCUAGUCUGGCUGCCGACCGACGCGCAAAGAAAUUGAACGUAAACAAGGUGGGUGGCAAGAAGGAGAACGGAGCAGCAGUGGGGGAGGCUGGUGGCGAGGAGGAGGAGAGCGAAUUGCAGAAGGCGGAGAGAGAAUUACAAGACCAGGAAGACGACGAGGAAGAGGAUGACGAUUUUGACCCUGGAAGUGAGGGCGAGAGUGAAGGCUCAGGCUCGGACAGUGAAGAUGAAGACGGAGAAGGUGGAGGCUAUGAGGAGGGCGAUACAGCGGAAGUAGAGUACGAUGAGGCUGAUGGUGAUGAGAUGGAACAUUAG
Molecule: messenger RNA, 1374 nt
Organism: Alternaria atra
Lineage: Eukaryota; Fungi; Ascomycota; Dothideomycetes; Pleosporales; Pleosporaceae
Exons: 3
Coding region: 1-1374 (457 amino acids)
Molecular function (GO): histone binding; nucleosome binding
Source: RefSeq, a predicted model, not a curated record